Molecule: messenger RNA, 1176 nt
Organism: Manis pentadactyla (Chinese pangolin)
Lineage: Eukaryota; Metazoa; Chordata; Mammalia; Pholidota; Manidae
Gene: MESP1
Product: mesoderm posterior bHLH transcription factor 1
Exons: 2
Coding region: 141-893 (250 amino acids)
Biological process (GO): mesoderm formation; regulation of transcription by RNA polymerase II; heart morphogenesis
Cellular component (GO): nucleus
Molecular function (GO): RNA polymerase II cis-regulatory region sequence-specific DNA binding; DNA-binding transcription factor activity, RNA polymerase II-specific; protein dimerization activity
Source: RefSeq, a predicted model, not a curated record
CUUGGUUCAAAGGGUCAGGCCCCGCCCCCGUAGACCCCGAGCCCGCUUUGAAGUGCCGAUGCGGCUUGGAAGGGGCCACUUCACACCUCAGGCAGGGAUAAAGCGGUCGCCGGCCGCCGGCCCCCAGACGCGCCGCCGCCAUGGCCCAGCCCCUACGCCCGCCGCUCUCCGGGUCCUGGAUCCUCCCCGCGGGCUGGGGUCCGGCCCGGCCGCCGCCGCCCUCCGACGGCGACUUCGGCGGCUCCCCCGCCUCGUCUCCGGAUUCCUGGGGCAGCGCCGCGCCCGGCAGCCCCGCGCCGAGCCCCGGGCGGCCCCGCGCGUACGCUGCCCCUCGCGCCCGGCGGGCGGGGAGGCGCGGCAGCGGGCAGCGGCAGAGCGCCAGUGAGCGCGAGAAGCUGCGCAUGCGCACGCUCGCCCGCGCCCUGCACGAGCUGCGCCGCUUCCUGCCGCCGUCCGUGGCGCCCGCCGGCCAGAGUCUGACCAAGAUCGAGACGCUGCGCCUGGCCAUCCGCUACAUCGGCCACCUGUCGGCCGUGCUGGGCCUCAGCGAGGAGAGCCUGCAGCGCCGGCGUCGGCGACGCGACGAGGCGGCGCUCCCCCGGGGCUGUCCGCUCUGCCCCGACGGCGGCCCCGCGCAGGCGCAGACGCAGGUGCGCGGCUCCGGCCCGGGCUCGGCGGCCAGCGGCGCGGCGUGCUGGGGGUCCCCGCCCGCCUGCCCCGGAGCCCUGCCGGCGUCCGGACAGCGCGACCCGCCGGUGCUUCACGACGAGGCGGCGUGCCCGGGAGGGCGGGCGAUGGAGCUGGGCCGCUCGUCUCCGCCCUUUCCCGGCGACGUGCUGGCCCUGCUGGAGACCUGGAUGCCCCUCUCGCCCCUGGAGUGGCCACCGGCCUGAGUAGUUAAAUGACGACGGACAACUGGCGCCCUGUGAGCACCGAGACCUUUUUGGCCUCAGCACCUUCGAAGUGGUCGCUCUCCAAGGCGCCCUCUCCGGGAAGAGGACGCUGGCGACACUGGCCUGGGCAUUCCUGAGUCAGAGCCUGCCCCCAUCCGGACGUACCUCCCCAGCCCCUCCCGUGGUGGAGGGACCCAUAGCGUAGACGCUGUGAGGCAGGCAGGUGGUUCUGCCUAGCAUGUAUUUAUUUAUUUGUGAAUAAACUGCUGGUGUCAAAUGGCAA